Messenger RNA from Macrosiphum euphorbiae (potato aphid), 402 nucleotides. The record is from the annotation of a GenBank genome assembly. NCBI's taxonomy places the organism in Eukaryota, Metazoa, Arthropoda, Insecta, Hemiptera, Aphididae.
AUGCUGAAAAAAAAUAAAAUAAAGGACAAUGCGACUACAUAUGGUGAACACGUCGCUAACAAACUUAGGUCUUAUGCAGAUUUUAUUCGUCUAAAUACAGAACACAAAAUUAACUGUAUUCUUCACGAAUCGGAUAUGUUAAUGCUACAACAAAAUAAACAACCUGACUAUCCUUUACAUUUUUCCGGUCCGUCUUCAAGUAAUAAUUCUUUUAUUCCUUUAUAUUCUAUCAGUACAUCCUCAGGAAAUACACUCUCUCCUUUAUUUACUGCAACAUCUUUCACUCCAAAUAAUAAUUUGAGUCCAUUACCCAACUCCGGCAUACCGUUUACACCAACAAAUGAAAGAAAAUAUUCUCUAAAUACACAAGAAAACGCUCCACCAUAUUAUACUAUUAAUUAA